Entelurus aequoreus (snake pipefish) is the source of this 828-nucleotide messenger RNA. It is a transcript of the gene atox1, whose product is annotated as antioxidant 1 copper chaperone. The record is from RefSeq and is a predicted model, not a curated record. Bases 161 to 382 code for a protein of 73 amino acids. NCBI's taxonomy places the organism in Eukaryota, Metazoa, Chordata, Actinopteri, Syngnathiformes, Syngnathidae. Gene Ontology annotation, cellular component: cytosol. The transcript is spliced from 4 exons. Gene Ontology annotation, molecular function: metal ion binding; copper chaperone activity. Gene Ontology annotation, biological process: copper ion transport.
CCGGAAGUACUCGUGUUUUUGUACCAGAAAAGUACCUUGACACAGGUAGUAAAUGAUUAAGUUUGCCUAUCUUGCGAGUGAGUCAGUGGGGGAAAAGUCCAUCUUUCCGGAGCCAGUCUGCUACUACGCCACAUCAUCUAAAACAUGACCUGAUUUAACGAUGAAGACGUGUUGUUGCCAGAAGCACGAGUUCGCGGUGGCCAUGACGUGUGAAGGAUGCUCGGGAGCUGUCAGCAGAGUCCUCAGCAAGCUGGCAGACGUGAAGUUUGAGAUCGACCUUCCCAAACAGCUGGUUUGGAUCGAGUCGGACAAAGACGUGGACGUUCUCAUGGACACCUUGAAGAAGUGCGGCAAGGAGGUCAAGUACAACGGCACCAAAUGAUCGGGCCCCAGGACUCGGACACUUGCGGUGCAAAAGGAAGAAGAAGUCAUAGACGUCAUGAGGUUGGCUGAAGCGGCACUUUAGCAAUCCUUCAUGAUUAUGGCAUCUUCUGCAGAGCAACGCCAGGAAGACAUUUCACGUCACCUGUAGAAGCAUUUGUCCUUCCUUAAACACUAUGUGGUCCCUCUUUCUUCUUAAACACUAUGUGGUCCCUCUUUCUUCUUAAACACUAUGUGGUCCCUCUUUCUUCUCAAACACUAUGUGGUGCCUCUUUCUUCUCAAACACUAUGUGGUGCCUCCUCUCCUCCAUGGCGAGGAGUGGUGAUGUUUAAUGACGUCUUGGAGAAGCCAUUCCUCCUCUUGAAUCUCCUCACACUAACAUUCUUCUGCUCUGCUCUUAGAGGCUGUUUGUAGUCGCACUCAAAUAAAGUCUGCCUCAACUUGGA